This is a messenger RNA of Sporothrix brasiliensis 5110, 3228 nucleotides long. RefSeq names its product cytoskeleton-associated protein. The record is from RefSeq and is a predicted model, not a curated record. Lineage: Eukaryota; Fungi; Ascomycota; Sordariomycetes; Ophiostomatales; Ophiostomataceae. The transcript has a single exon. The coding region runs from base 1 to 3228 and encodes 1075 amino acids.
AUGUCGCUCACAACAACAGCCACGACGCUGUCGCCAACCACGGCCUCCGUCACAACCACCAUUUCCGCCGGCCGCCCUGCUCAGGCGCAGUCUUCCUCCUUUUCCUCCACAACAAAAACACUUCCGCGAUCCCUGCGCAAACGCCUUCCCACCCCUUUUGCCAACACAUCAUCGACGUCCUCUUCUUCAACACGCGCCGGCCGCGGCCUCGCAUCCUCUCUUUCGACGCCUAACCUUAGCUCCCUUUUCGCCGCCCACGCGCGCCGCGCUCCCGGCGUCCAGGGUGUUCCCCCGUUGCCGUCACUACCCCACCAGCCGUCGGUGCCGCUGCCGCUGCCCUUGUUGACGCGCAAGGCUUCGUUGGCUGCGCUGACUUCGUCGUCGUUGGCUACCAUUCCCGAUGCAACCGAGUCCUAUGCCUUUGACACGUUGAACGAGCUCACCUUUCCGUCAAAUAACGACAACAGUUACAAGAACAACGCGCCGCCUGCCACCAUGGCUCCCCUCACACCCGGGCGCUUCGCGUCCUCCAUGGCGUCCUACUCGGGCGCGCCCACCAGCGAUGACCCCGUUGUCGCCGGCGAUGCUGUCGAUGUGCCCGGCGGCAUGCACGGCACUGUGCGCUUUGUGGGCUCCGUCGCCGGCCGCAAGGGUGUCUUCGCCGGAGUCGAACUGCACCCCGACUUUGCCACGCGUGGCAAGAACAGCGGCGACGUCGACGGCGUCUCGUAUUUCAGUACCAACAUCCCCGGCGCCGGCAUCUUCCUUCCCCUUAACAAGGCCAUUCGCCGAGACGCAUCGCCCUCUGCCUUCCCUAUGACACCCACCGCCACCAACGGCACCGGCCUCAAGCUUGGCAACCAGAACUCUAUCAACUUCACGCCACCCACACCCUCCCUCCCCAAGUUCAGCCAGUCUGUUAGCGGCGGCCCCCUUCCCCGGGCCCCCAGUCCACAACACGGCACCCGCCGGCCUCCACGCACAUCCCUGCCACGGCCCGAUUCCCCAGUGCGCCGCCUCCAGAUGACGCCUGCGCCAGGAUCCAACGGCCCGCGGCCGUCACUGCCUGCCGCGACGCCGGCGGCCAAGGGAGGCGCGUCGUCAGGUGCCGGCGGUGCGCCCGGCCGCUUUGGCAGCCCGACGUCGACCAGCAAGUUCUCCCAGAGCAUGCGCGCUCCAGGAACUGCCGGCAUGGGCGAUCCCAGCAAACGCGGGACCGGCCUUGGCAUGCUCCGGGGCGGGCCGGUCGACCGCAAAGCCAGCAUCGGCCCACGAAGUGCCUCUGCGCUCGGCAGCGCUUCCAACUACGGCGACGACGACAACGCCACGCCGACGAAUGCCGGUCGUGUCGGCCGCUCCAAUGGAAGUGCCGGUGGCAGUGCAAACGGCAGCGUCGGCUCCGCAUCGUCCUUUAGCGGACAGGGACAGCAGCGCGGCAUCGGUCGGCCGCUGUCACGCACCGCCAGCCACAUGAAGAAUGGCAGCAUUGCCACGGCUACGACGCUCGCAAACAGCAGCGGCAACAACGACGAAGAGGUCGAGCGUCUGCGCUCCGAGCUGCAGGACCGCGAUCGCCAGCUCAAGGACCAGGCCAGCACGCUUGCCGAUAUGGAGAGCAGCCUGACCGAGCUGCAGGGCCUGAUUGAAAGCUCAGAUGGACCGUUGGGCCCGAAUCCAAACGGCGGAGGUCCCGGUGCAGCGCCUGGCGGCGGUGCCGAUGGCUUUGACGGCGACGACAAGGACAUGGCACAGCUGCGCGCGCUCUUGCGCGAGAAGAACGACAAGAUCGCCAUGCUGACGGCCGAGUUCGACACCCACCGCGCCGACUUCCGCAGCACCAUUGACACGCUCGAGAUGGCUAGUACCGAGACCGAGCGUGUCUACGAGAAGAAGAUUGAGGAGAUGAUGCAGGAGAACCAGGAGCUCGAGAGCCGGUUGGCCGAUGUGGAGGCCGUCGCGCAGCAACUCAAGCAGCUCGAAGAGUUGGUGCAGGAGCUCGAAGAGGGGCUCGAAGACGCACGGCGGGGCGAGGCCGAGGCCCGUGGCGAGGUUGAGUUUCUGCGGGGUGAAGUCGAGCGCACGCGAACCGAGCUGCGGCGCGAGCGCGAUAAGGCCGCUAUGUUGGUUGCCUCGGGCGGUGGAGGUGGACCGGGCAGCGGCGGCGUCGGCGUUGGCUCCGGCACGCUGGUGCGGGGCAAUUCGACGUCUUCGAACCCGUCCAAGGAUCUCGAGCAAAAAGACGACGAGAUCCGCGGCCUCAAGGCUAUUAUCCACUCGCUGAGCCAGAACGCCGGUGUCAGCGACGGCAGCAACAACGCCUCCAACGGCGGCGGCAGCAGUCACCGCCGGGGCGAGUCGAUCAACGAGCGCCUGGCCCGCGAGGCGCUCGAGCGCGAGGUGGCCGACCUGCGCGCGCUGCUCGACAACAAGUCGACCCGCGAGACGGAGAUGGAGCGCGAGAUUGAGCAGCUGCGCCUGACUGGCAACGGCGCCGCGGCCUCGUCGACCAACAACCUCGGCGCCCACCGCUCGAGCGCCAUGACCGUCGGCAGCCGGUCCUCUCUGCGUGACUCGCGCGGCACGGUCGUGCUGGCCCGGGACUUUCGCGAGUCGCUGAAUGGCGGCGGCCUGUCCUCGAGCGGCAACAACAAUAGCAACGGCGGCAGCAACAACUUGAGCGCACACCACAACCACUCCCGGUCCAACUCCAACCCGCGCACCGGCAACCGCUCGCCUGACCAGGUCCGGAAACUGCCGCACCACUCGCGCGGACCCACGCUCGACACGAUGCCUGAGAGCGACGCCUACUCGUCGGUCACGGAGUCGAGCACGCUGUGGUGCGAGAUUUGCGAGACCAACGGCCACGACAUUCUGACAUGCACCAACAUGUUUGGCUCGGCAGCGGGUGCGGGUGCAGGCACGGGCGUGAACGGUGCGCCACCACCGGCAUCGUCCAACGCCCCCGCACAACUUGAUUCCCGCACCGGCAAGGACGUGGUCCGUGCUGCCUUCUCUUCCGAGCCCGCCGCACCGAUGAUUCCGCUCAAGCUUGGCUCUGUGGCUGCCAAGACUGCUCCGCCGCCCGAGGUCAAGAUCCUGCCGAACCCCAUGGAGUCUGGCCCGGUGGCCGGCAAGGAGAGCGGCGUGGUGGAUGCCGGAAAGUGGUGUGCGCUGUGCGAGCGUGAUGGCCACGACAGUGUGGACUGCCCGUUUGAGGAUGCCUUUUAA